AUUAUCAGUCUGUCUGCUUCGUUCUUCGAUUCGUUCGCAAUAAUUGUUGGUCGCAAAACUUGAAAAUUGGACUAUUUUCUAAAAAAGCCAAGUCGGUAGAGAUAAAUCACUAUCCAUCGUUAAUCGUUAAAGAUACCAAGUAAAAGUGAAGAAUUAUUUUGAAUAAAAUAAUGAACGGUCUGGCUAACAGUAACGAUGACUCUGUGGAGUGCCCAUUGUGUAUGGAGCCGCUUGAAGUGGAUGAUCUGACCUUUUUUCCAUGCACUUGCGGAUACCAAAUUUGUAGAUUCUGCUGGCACAGAAUUCGUACAGACGAGAACAAACUGUGCCCAGCAUGUCGAAAGGAAUAUCCGGAGAAUCCAGCUGACUUCAAGCCUCUGACGCAGGAAGAAAUGAUCGCUUUCAAGUCCCAGAAGCGGCAGAGAGACCAACAACGAAAGCAAAAAAUAACUGAGAAUCGGAAACAUUUGGCGAAUGUUCGUGUUGUGCAAAAGAAUUUGGUGUUUGUUGUGGGGCUGCCGCCUCGACUGGCCGACGCAGAUAUACUCAAAAAGCACGAAUACUUUGGCAAGUAUGGAAAAAUCCAUAAGGUGGUCAUCAAUCCCAGUACAACUUACGCUGGCGUGCAGGGUCCCUCGGCGUCGGCAUAUGUCACCUAUGUGCACAACACGGAUGCACUGAGGGCUAUACAGAGUGUGAACAAUAUCAUGAUUGAUGGGCGGCUGAUUAAGACCAGUCUCGGAACAACAAAGUACUGCAGCCAUUUCAUGAAGAAUCAACAAUGUCCCAAGGGCGACUGUAUGUACUUGCAUGAAUUGGGCGAUCCGGAAGCGAGCUUUACCAAGGAGGAAAUGCAUCAAGGAAAACAUCAGGAGUAUGAGAAACGAUUACAUGAUGUUCUGAUUGCAACUUCUGGGGCGAAUAAUGUGACUGGAAUCGGUGUAUCUACAAAUGCUACAACUGUUGCUCCUGCUGCUGCUAGUAGCGGCAGCGGAUCAGCAAAAGCAGCUGCGGUUGCUAUGUCAUCAUCGUCGUCAUCGUCAGCAUCAUCGUCCGUAUCAAUUGCAAAUGCAGCGAGUUCGGCAAAUGCGCAGCAAAAAGAGGCGUGGCCCAGUUUAUCAGUAUCCCCGGUUAAUAGCAAGGAAACUAUUGGAAAUGGUGGCGCCGCCAAUGGGAAUGGGAAAAGCAGAAAGGAGAAGUCACGAAACGAAAAAGGCCGCAACGAGAAAAACAAAUCUAAAAGCAAAAACAAUAUAUUCCCAGGCAAUGCAAAUACAUCAAACAAGGAGAAUUUUAUUCCAGAAUCGAGGACAGUAACCAUAACACCGGUUUCAACAGAAGACACAAUUGUUGCUGCUGCUGCUGCAACGAAAACCGAAUCGAGUGUUGCCAGCAGCAAUCGAUCAAAAACGGAACGGAAUAACAAGGAGAAGGCCUCGUCCGGUCGUGCGGCACUUGCAAAAGAGCAAAAGGAAAGCAAUGAUGCAACUCAUGGCGCACCAACGGAAACACAACCGGAAGAUGGUGCAAAUCCAAGCACUGACUUGGCCAGUGAAAGUACAAACAUGUUUUCAUUACCAAAACGAUCGGCAGCAUCCAAUAAUGUGCAACGAUCACUCAGUUCAAGCAGCGAGAACAGCGAUGAUCACGUAUCCGAGAGCAGUGCCAGCGAGGAGAGCUCACCGGGUAAUUUAACAAAGACGCGUUGUGAUAGUCCCAGCGACGGCGACGGCGACGGCGAAGGUCAUAAGGAUAUUGUCCUCAAUAAUAAUAAUAAUAAUAAAAACGCAGUAGAAAACGGUCCAUUUGUUGUAAACACAAUGGAUGAUGUUAGCAUUCACAAAGUUACCGAUCCCAUUAUUAAAACAAAGGAUGAUGCAAUUCAAACGACCCAAGAUAAAGUUGAAAUCCAAAAUACUGGUGAUAUUGACUGCACAAAGGAAGUAUCGGAUGCUCUCUUCAAGAUGAAUAUAUUCGAUGACAGCAAUAGCUUCUUCUCAUCGUCACCCGCAUUCCAGCAAUCACUGCUGCUGAGGAACAAAACUGAUGGCGAUAUGCGACAGUCUCAAAUAAAUAGCGUAACAAAUUCGCAUUUGCCGGACUUGCUUAAUGGCAUUGAUGGAUACCAGCAUCCGGCGAAUACAAAUGAGUGGGAGGAAGCCUUUCAGAAUGUAAUGCUACGCAACAAUCGGCACGUGGAGGAGCAAGUGCUGCAUCAGCAGCACCUGCAACUGCAACAGCAACAUCACCAUCAACAAGUACUGAAGCAGCAGGAAGAGUUUCUGCGGAUUCACGAAUUACAAAAACGGAACAAUCUAGUUAACAAUAUUGGAAUCCCUCAAAACACACACCCUGAAUUUCCUAACCAUUAUCAUGGCAAUGCAGUUGACGCGAAUAGGAGUCAACCACAUCCACCAGCAGUGCAUCCACCGCAUCUCGCACCGCAACCUGAUGAAAACCCACUUAAUAACAUAUUUGGCAACAUGUCAAAGUUCUUUGACUUUCAUAAAAGCCAGCAGCAGAUACACCAACAGUACAUGAAUGGACAUCAGCUUAGUGAUUCUCAUCGUUUGGCCCUAUUUCUCGAGAAUGGCCGUGCUUUUGAUAAUGGCAUUUUAUCGCAACAGUCGCAAUUGCAGAAACAGAGGUUAAUGGGAGCCUUUGAUAAAACAUCUUCUAACCAACCACAAAAUUCGCAUUCACCACAAAAUCGAUUUACACAAAGCUCGUUAGCAGAUGAUGACCUAGGUUUUGAUCCGUUUAUUGAAACUCAAAAGGGUCUGGCCGAACUUAUGGAAAAUGAGGUAGUACAACAGAAUGUAAAUAUUGGAAAUGCUGGAGCUAAAUUGCAGCAGCCAACACCAGCUACUCAUCAGCAACUACUUGAUAAUAUGCAGCGUGCCCGUAUGCCUCCUCCCGGAUUCAAUCAUAUGAAUACCCUAGGAUUUGACGGUGCAGCUCGGGUACACUCGAGCAAGAUUCUACCAUUUAUCAAUAUGCCAGGCGGCGGCAAUCCAGGAGUUGGCAACAAUAGUGCGCAACUGGAACAGCAGCAUCAACUCCAACUGGCAGCCAACUGGAAUCCCCACUUGGCCACAUUGCACCAACAUCCUGGACAGCCGUUAAAUGACACUCACUUGCAACAAAUGGCUCAAGCUGCUGGCGCCCACAAUAAAGGAUAUAGUAACAGUGAUUGGACAUCUAUGGAUCCAGCUAUUCUGUCUUAUCGGCAAUAUUCAUCCUUCCCACAUCAAGGUCAAAUGCCACUUCAUCAACAACAACAAGAUCUAUUUCUGCAACACUUGGCUCAAAAUCAACAACAAAACGGACAAGUAUUUGAUGUUUUGUCAACAAAUAGGGUUCAGUAAUCAAUCCCAACAAGUGCUUCCUGGUAUGAAUAUGCCUAACAAUUUGAUGAAUGGACAGUCGUCAUCUCAGACACAGGUCAACGCCAAUGUUCAGGGUAUGCUGGAGUUCUUGAAAAACCGUCAAUUUGUUUAAAUAAUGUCUGAAUAUAAUAGAUUUGUUUACCUGUACUACUUAUUAAAUACUUAUUACAAUACAUGCAUAUAGAAAAAAUCGAAUAUAACAAAUCGAAAAUCA
This is a messenger RNA of Drosophila grimshawi, 3603 nucleotides long. It is a transcript of the gene Cnot4, whose product is annotated as CAR1 transcription factor. Gene Ontology annotation, biological process: protein ubiquitination. The transcript is spliced from 16 exons. The record is from RefSeq and is a predicted model, not a curated record. Gene Ontology annotation, cellular component: CCR4-NOT complex. Gene Ontology annotation, molecular function: ubiquitin-protein transferase activity; RNA binding; metal ion binding. NCBI's taxonomy places the organism in Eukaryota, Metazoa, Arthropoda, Insecta, Diptera, Drosophilidae. Bases 171 to 3368 code for a protein of 1065 amino acids.